This is a messenger RNA of Schizophyllum commune H4-8, 1887 nucleotides long. RefSeq lists its product as uncharacterized. The coding region runs from base 1 to 1815 and encodes 604 amino acids. The transcript has 8 exons. The record is from RefSeq and is a predicted model, not a curated record. Lineage: Eukaryota; Fungi; Basidiomycota; Agaricomycetes; Agaricales; Schizophyllaceae.
AUGGCAUCUCACCAGCGCUCUCCCUCGAUCGAAGUCGUGUCCGGCGGCGCGCCUGCCCACACUAGGAAGACGGCGCUUAUGGAGUCGACACGGACGACGAAUAACCAGUCUCCCAGUGGGACGGGGGCGUGGACGAAGGGGCUCAAUGCGCCUUUGAUGAAGGAGCCCAAGGAGCAUGCCCAUACGACCGCAACAUCGAUCCAGGCGAAGCCUGCCGCUGCGAUGGCGAGCGCGGAGAGGCGUGUGCCCAACACCUCUGCAGGAUCGAAGCGCAAGCUGGACGCGCCGACGUUUACUGCGAAGCGCGCGAAGACGGGUGCUGCAGCGAAGCUGGGCGCUGUACCGAAGACAAAGGAGAACAAGGUGAAGGUUGAGCAGGGUAACAUGAAGGCCGAGCAGGGUAACGCGAAGGUUGAGCAGGGCAAGGCGAAGGCUGAGCAGAGUAACACAAAGGCCGAGGAGAAGGAGGACACUGCGGAGCGCUGGAAGUGGAUUGACCGUAGGCGGCCUGAGAUUGAAAUCAAGGGCACGAGCAUCGAGGCCUUCAAUUGUGGGGGGACCUUCUUCAAGUCCUCGGCCAAGCACGUCGCCGACCGCCUUGACAAGCUCGAGGCCUUCCUCGCCGAAUGCGAUGGCGACGAGCGCUACCACCCUAUGUACGGCGACUGGGAAUCCUACAAGGCCAAGCGCGUCACGAGGAAGAAGGGCGAGCCAGAGGAUACGCGGUGGCAGUGGAUUGAUAGGCGGAAGCCGGAGAUACGCUUCAAAGGCACGAAGAUCGAGGCGUACAACUGCGGCGGCGCGUUCUGGAAGGCGACGGGGAAGACCAUUGCCGAGCGGCUUGACAAGAUGGAGCGCUUUCUCGCGGAGUUUCCCCGGCGGACUCUGCACGUCUCUGCACCUGCCCUCAAGAAGAAGAGCAAGGGCAAAACCACCGUCUUCGAGGAUGAAUUCUCCUUCGAAGAGUCCGGCGAGUCCCUCUUCGCUGACGCGGGCGCAGAGAGCGCCAUGGAGGGUCUGAAGGAUGAGGCGUCCACUACCCCAGCGGAGGACAAGCGGAACGAGCACGUCGCGAACUCGAAUAAGCUCUCCCCGGACGCGCGCCAGCAGCGAUUCGACGAGCUCUACAACUUCGUGAAGCCGAGAAUAGGGCGGCGGCCGAUUCACAGCAAGGAGCAGGUCCGCCGGUCGGCGUGGAACCACCUCAUCCAGCUUGCGACGAAGCCAGAGCAGCUAGAGCAGGUCGUCGAGCUGCUCCCGGCGUGGAAGGACAGCGGGCGCGAGAUCAACGCGACUAUCAGCGAGCUGUUCAUCCGCCGGUGCCACGAGCUGCAAUCCCCCGCCCUCGCUGUCAAGGUCUUCGGUGACUUCGGCCGCUACGGCGUCCCCCUCACCCUCGAGGGCGGCCGCACGCUCCUCUACUCCCUCCUCCUCUACGACUCCAUCCCCAACAUCGUCGCCGUCACUACACUUUACAAGGUGUACGACCUCCCGCCCCUCGCCUCCGACCUCGUCUCCUGCAGCAUCCUGGUCGCCGCGUGUCAUAAGCACGGCGAUGCGGAUGCGCAGGUCGUCGCGGAGACGCUCACGCCGUUCUUGAAGGACCUUGUGGCGAAGGGCGACGAGGCGGGAAGGGGGAGGCACCCGGAGGAGCAGUACGAGAAGUGGCUAAGUUGGGCGCUGUUCCAGGUGCAUCAGGCGCGGGUGCAGGCGGCGCAGCCGUCGUACCCGUGGUUGGAGAAGUGGAGGAGUGUAUGGGAGACGAAGGGUAUUGUGGAUCCUGUGACGAAGGAGCCGGUACAGACCGCUGCAUAACUUACCUUCUGCUCAAUGCUACUCACCCCAUUCAUGCCUUGUCGCACUGAAUACACAUCUCCUUUCAAGAUC